CAUGCGAGUCUCACACAUGUAUAUUUGAUAUCUUAUUUCAAAAUCCAUACGCAACCACGACACCACAGCCUUCUCUCUCCCCUCCUCGAGUUUUUAUAUUACUAGAUUUCCGCAUCCGCCUCCCAUUUUCACGUGUCUUCACCUUCAUUCACAAUGAUCGUCUAAAUGCCUAUAUAUAUAUAUGAUUGACCUAAACAACAAUUGUUGUAUUGAUCAUCAAUCACCAAACCAGAGGCCAAAACAGAGAGAUUGUUGUAUUGAUAAUCAAUCACCAAACUAGAGGCCAAAACAGAGAGAUACAUAAUGGAUACAAAACAGAGCAUUGCUAGUGUCCUAAUGCUACCAUGGUUGGCCCAUGGUCACAUCUCUCCCUUCCUAGAGCUUGCCAAGAAACUCUCACACAGAAACUUGUACAUAUAUUUGUGUUCUACACCAAUCAAUCUCAAUUCCAUCAAGAAAAGAAUCACUGAAAAGUACUCUCAUUCUAUUGAAUUAGUAGAAAUCCACCUUCCAUCCUUGCCUGAGCUUCCUCCUCACAACCACACCACCAAUGGCCUCCCAAACCAUCUCAUCCCUACCCUCAAAACAGCCUUUGAGAUGGCAAUCCCAAGCUUCACCAACAUCCUCAAAACACUAAGCCCAGACUUGCUUAUUUAUGACUUCAACCAGCCAUGGGCACCAACCAUUGCCUCCUCCUAUAAUAUUCCAGCGGUUGAUUUCAUACCUAGCGGAGUUACGAUGCCAUCUUUUACUCUUCACUUGCGUAUGAAAGGCGGUGUUGAAUUCCCAUUUCCAGCAAUUCAGCUUCAGGGAUUCCACAAAAUGCAGUUUGGCAACAUGAUCAAGACUGCUGCAAACAGAGCCAAAAACAAAGAGGGUCCUCUAGAUGCCAUGAAACGAUCUUGCAACAUUAUUUUGUUCCACACUUUCAGAGAGCUGGAAGGACAGUAUGUUGAUUAUCUGGCGGCUUUAGUUGAGAAGAAGAUCGUCCCUGCUGGUUCUCUUGUUCGAGAAAUUGACGAUGAGGACGACCACACUGAGAUCAUCGAAUGGCUUGACAACAAAGAUGAGUCCUCAACUGUGUUUGUUUCCUUCGGCAGUGAGUCUUUUAUGUCCAAGGAUGAGAUUGAAGAGAUAGCUCAUGGUUUAGAGCUUAGCAAGGUUAAUUUCAUAUGGGUUGUUAGGUUUCCCGUGGGAGAGAAAGUUGAGAUUGAAGAAGCACUGCCUAAGGGCUUUCUUGGGAGGUUAGGAGAGAGAGGAAUGGUUGUGGAGGGCUGGGCUCCACAGGCAAGAAUUUUAACCCAUUCAAGCAUUGGUGGCUUUGUGAGUCACUGUGGAUGGAAUUCAGUAAUGGAAAGUUUAAAGUUUGGGGUUCCAAUUGUGGCCAUGCCAAUGCAUUAUGACCAACCAUUUAAUGCUAGACUGGUGGAGGAGAUUGGUGCGGCUGUGGAGGUCAACAGAGGCAUAAAUGGCAGACUCAAUAGAGAAGACAUAGCACAAGUAAUAAGAACAGUAGUGGUGGAGAAAAGUGGGGAGGAUAUAAGAAUUAAAGCAAGAGAAUAUAGUGAGAAAAUAAGAAUGAAAGGAGAGGAAGAGAUAGAUGAGGUGGUUGAAGAGUUGCUUCAACUUUGUAAGUUGAAAUAUUUGGGAGAUUAGAUUGGAAUAGCUUUAAAGAUGCUUUGAUCUGGUUUGUCGCUUUAUAUUUUUAAGAACCAUUUUCAUUUCUAAAUGUUUCCACAUACCAUAUAGGGAUGACUUGAACUGCUUAUUUUCUGAAUUUGUUUUCCUUUCUAUUUGUAUGUAUGAAGCCAAGGUUAUUGUUUUAAUGCU
Molecule: messenger RNA, 1830 nt
Organism: Camellia sinensis
Lineage: Eukaryota; Viridiplantae; Streptophyta; Magnoliopsida; Ericales; Theaceae
Product: UDP-glucosyltransferase 29
Molecular function (GO): UDP-glycosyltransferase activity
Source: RefSeq, a predicted model, not a curated record